Amphibalanus amphitrite is the source of this 701-nucleotide messenger RNA. It is a transcript of the gene Rpb11, whose product is annotated as DNA-directed RNA polymerase II subunit RPB11-like. The record is from RefSeq and is a predicted model, not a curated record. Gene Ontology annotation, molecular function: DNA binding; protein dimerization activity. The coding region runs from base 176 to 529 and encodes 117 amino acids. The transcript has 2 exons. Gene Ontology annotation, cellular component: RNA polymerase II, core complex. Gene Ontology annotation, biological process: transcription by RNA polymerase II. NCBI's taxonomy places the organism in Eukaryota, Metazoa, Arthropoda, Thecostraca, Balanomorpha, Balanidae.
ACUUUUAAGCAUGACGUCAUGUCAACCAAACUUACUAGCGCCAUCUCUGGAGAGCAUCUUUCGAAACCUCCAGACGAUAGAGAGAGCCCGUCAUUGCUGGCAACUUCAAGCACCUCAGACUCGAAGAAAACCCACUAAGCAAGUCAGCUGCAACCCGUGAAAUCACACAGUCACCAUGAACGCACCUCCAUCAUUCGAAUCAUUCCUUCUGUUCGAUGGAGAGAAGAAAAUCGUCCGUGAACAGGACACCAAAGUGCCCAACGCGGCCAUCUACACCUUCAACAAGGAGGACCACACCAUGGGUAACAUGAUCCGUAACCAGCUGCUCAAGGACCCGAACGUCAUCUUCGCUGGCUACAAGAACCCGCACCCGCUCGAGUCCAAGGUGAUCCUUCGCAUCCAGACGACGUCGGACUACACGCCUGACGAGGCGCUCAUGAACGCCAUCACGGACCUGCUCUCGGAGCUCAGCCUGCUGGAGGAGCGCUUCAGCGACGCCGCCAGACACUUCAAGAGCGACCGGCUGUAGCGCAGUGCGUGGGAGGGGGCGGGGAGGGUAGACUGGAACUCCACCGGAACCGGAAAUGUUUGGUCCUGUGGGAUGGCUGAUGUUGGGAGGGAAUGUGUUUUUACCUGUACUAUGUCCGACUUCGUGUCGAUUCAGCGUCAUCGUCAUUGAUCAAUACCACGUCUCAUAUGAA